Molecule: messenger RNA, 4737 nt
Organism: Neolamprologus brichardi
Lineage: Eukaryota; Metazoa; Chordata; Actinopteri; Cichliformes; Cichlidae
Source: RefSeq, a predicted model, not a curated record
ACUCCAGGGUGCUUUGCGGGACUCCAUAGCCGAACAUGGGGUUUAAUUUUGUCACCGUUUACGUAAAGCGGCUCUGAAGAACCAAACUAUGGAAAAGCGCUCCUGAAGGAGGACAAUGUGUCGGUUUCUGUGAACAGUUCACUUAUCUCCAUCCGAGCGCGCUUGGCAGAAAGUAGAGAGAAAAAAGGAGAGACGCGAGGCUUUACUGGAAACUCAGAUUUACUUUCACGGUCCUUGGAUCCUCAGCGCUCUUCCAAGGACUCUGGGAACCGAGUCAGAAAGUUUCAUGCUGAAUGUCCCUGCGUUAACCUGAGGUCCAGGGUGUAAGGGGAGCAUUAGGUCUCAGAGCUCCGAUGCCAGUGGACAUGCAGCCACACCAGGGGCUGUAUUACUACGAGACCUCACCCAGCCAGCCCUCCAGAGGCAUAGUCCCAUCAGAUCAGUCUCCCUACAGUGAUGUGUCUUCGCUUCGUGCUCCGCUCCUCGACGGCCCGCCCCAGGACUGCCACGCUAUGUAUAAUCCCAUGACUCAUGGAUCAGGACCAGGGCAGGGAAUUGGCCCCUGCUUGGAUCAAUAUAUGAGGCACCCUCAAGCCCCACCACCCCACGGUAUGAUGGGCCACAGGGGCAUGCCGCCCACAGAGGGUGGUAACAGCGCCCCCUACUGUAACCAGAACAUGAUUUCUCAUCACAAUUUCUGCCAAGUUCAACAUGGCUCUGAUCAGAUUGGAUCAGGUGAUGGCUCGAGGUUCUCCACUCCUCGUUCCAUGCUUAAGCUAAGCAAAAAGAGAGCUCUGUCCAUCUCUCCUCUGUCUGAUGCCAGUGUGGACCUGCAGACGGUAAUCCGGACCUCACCGAAUUCCUUAGUGGCCUUUGUCAACUCUCGCUGCAACCCCAACGGCGCUAGCUCCUAUGGUCAUCUCUCUGUGAGCGCUAUGAGGAGAGACUUCAUGACUCUCACUAAAAAACCUUAUGUGUGUAAAAUCCCUGGUUGUACCAAGCGAUACACAGAUCCAAGCUCUCUGCGUAAACAUGUAAAGACCGUGCACGGCCCUGAGGCCCACAUCACCAAGAAACAUCGUGGAGACACUGGCCCUCGGCCCCCCGGUUCAGUUAUGAACCCUGGAGGUCCCAACUCUGAACUGCUGCUGGAGAAAGAAGAGGCACGCAGAGAAGACUGCAAACUAUUGGCUCCUGAGACUUCUCUGAAAUCCCAACCAAGCCCUGGCGGUCAGUCUUCCUGCAGUAGCGAACGUUCUCCACUGGGGAGCACCAACAACAACGACAGCGGUGUAGAAAUGAACCCUAAUGCAGCCGGUAGUCUGGAGGACCUCACAGCAUUGGAAGAUGGUGUUGCAGGUGGAGGAGGAGGUGGAGGGGAGCCGGGAACAAUGGGAAUGUCAGCGCAGGCUCUGAAGAGGCUGGAGAAUCUAAAGAUUGACAAGCUGAAACAAAUCCGCAGGCCAACCCCUCCUGGACGCGGUGGCAGCAACAAGCUUCCUGCAAUACCUGGUCCAGGGGAGAGUAUGGGAAUGUGUGCACCUUCUCCACUUCUCUCAAAUCGACGUGUUAUGGAGCUGUCCAAUCAUGAGCUCGGAGGGGGAACAGUUGCCUGCUCUACUAAUGACAGGAGAGGAAGUGGCACCAAUGGAGCCCACAAACUCAUAAUCAAGCCUGAGCAGCAGUUCCACCCUGGGAUGGGAGCUGGAGAUGCCUGUCAGAGCGCUAAGCUCCAUCAUCAACGCAUGCUUCUGCAGCAAACGCAGGGUUACCCGCAACAAACGGGGCAGGUAAUGAUGAGGAACUCUAACAACCCCAGGUGUGACUUUCAAGGGCCAAACCAAAACCCUUUUCCCAGUGGAGAGGGAUUAAGUCUGGGCUGCGCUGGCUCUGCACUGGCUGAUGGUCAGAGGUCAGAAACCCCAAUGAUGCAGGUAAAGGAGAUGAUGGUGAGGAAUUAUGUGCAGUCCCAGCAAGCACUCAUGUGGGAACAGCAGCAAGAGCAGCAGCAGAGUGGAUUAAAACCUUCUCCUCUCUCUGACAGUAUGGAUCUGAGUGGUCAGGCAGCGAUGAUCCAACACAGUCCACAGCACCAAAACCAAAAUCUUUAUUCCAGCCAGACCUAUCCUUACCCCAACCAGAACCUGAUCAUGAGUCCUCAGGCCCACAGCCGUGUGCCAAGCUCAGUAACGCCUAAAGACCAGCAGAUGGCAGGUCUCCAAGGUUCAUGUUAUAACCAGGAAAUGGUGAUCCCCAGACCUCCUCAGGGCCGAAAACCUCUCAGCCGCCAGAGUAGUCUGUCACAGGUGGGAGGAGGCUACCUUGGCAGCCCACCACACCUGAGCCCCGUCCAUUCCACUUCCAGUCCCAGGCGAGGCGUUCGACUUCCUCCUGUCCAGCAUCCGCAGCAUCCCCAGAAUGAAAUGUUCUCUCCUUCCAACAACAACAACAACGUAUACUACUCGGGUCAGAUAAACAUCGGUAUGGAGAAAAACAUGGACGCUCAAAACGGGCCUUGUCUUAACCAGCAGCACAGUAUGGGGUCCAGUCUGGACCCAGUAGGUGGCACAAAGUCCACCCCUUUGGCUAACUAUCCUGAGUCUGGCCCCAUUUCAAACGCCCUAGAAAACUUGGACUUGGACAAUGCUCGCAUAGACUUCACUUCCAUUAUCGACGAUGCCGACUCUUCGUCGUUCAGCGACGUCAACAAUCCCAUCCAGGAUCAGCCGGGAUCUUCCUCCCAGGCCUCAUCGCGCCUCACCACACCCCAGACUUCUGUCAGCUUGGCUGCAGGGUCUGGCCUGUCUAACAUGGCUGUGGGCGACAUGACAUCCAUGCUAACCUCACUAGCUGGGGAGAAUAAGUACCUGAAUACACUGUCUUAGAAGACAACUCCUUGGCAGCUAAAGAGAAAUUAAGGCUAACAAUCACACUCUGGCCUUUACCAGGUUAAAUGCAACCAGUCUGAGGUUUCAGAAAAGAAAACAAAUUCUGUCCCUUAACGUGAUUUUUCUCUUGUACAUUAUAAGAAAACUGAGUUGUGUAAAAACAGAAAAAGUUUUAAAACAGAAUAAAAAAUCUGUGCUGUUUUAUACCUGUAUGCUUUUAUAUGUAAACUGAACAUCUUCCGUAUUUUUAAAACCAGGAUCCCGAGCUGGCGAGCAUCUUUUAAUCUCUCCACACAGGUCGAAAUUUUACAAAUCCUCACCCAAAAACCUUAAAACCAAAGGUGCCUGAUCAGUGUCUCGCAGUUAUCUCCUGCAGCCUCGGUACUCGGUGUUUUUCUGUGCCUUACUGUUGCACACGGAGCUGUUUGCCUGAAUGACGCUGAACUUUUUCCUGAACGGGCAUUCCAGUCACGUAUGGAGCACAGAAGGAAACAUGUAAAUAAGUUUAUACAGCGUGUCAUGUAUGUGACAUUAGGUAAUACCCCUGUCUUAAUGGACUGCUUGGUUUCUGAAGGCUAAUGCUGAGGGAUGUCAUGGUAAAAUGUUUGACAAGUUAAGAGGAAAAAAUGCUUUUAGUGAUCGUGAAAUCAUUUCUCCUUAUCGCUGAGGAUUUCUUCCUUAUCAGGAGCAACACAAUAUGCUACCAGAGCAAUGUCAGUAUUCCCACACAAACACUUUCCCCCUGCACGUGACCACACAGAGACACUCAGGAUGUGUUUGAAUCUUUGGUGUUCAUAUUACAUGUAUGUUGUAAUUGCCUUUCCAGACAGAGAGUUUGCACUCCACAUGUUUACUGUAAUUAUUCUUAAAGCAGCUGUGUAUGUAUUUUUUUUUCCAUUUGUGUUUAUAACUGAGGUUCAUACAGUGAGCAAAGCUCGAACAUAACACGUAUCCACAAUCCCCACUACAUGUCAACAUGUGUAAUAUACUCAAACAUGCCUUUACUCAAAGUUAACCUCACCUACAGCUCAUAUGUGACUCAGCUGAGUAUGGUGGGUAUUCAAGCUACUGGAUACAAAUUGACUCAGCUGGUCUGUACAGAUUAUUAAUAGUUGCCUAACUGUUGAGAAUCUGAGGUACAUUCAGAGUACGGUGCUGCUGCACUUUGGCUCUAAUCCCAAAGAGGAGUUGCAUGAAAAAUGCUGCGUUAAUAGUCCACAACAGGGCAUUGGGAUGAGUGGUUUUUUUUAAAUAAAUAAUUGCUACCACUGUUGUAAAAUCUUCAUUUUCUUGGUACACUGAGGUACUUUUGUGCAACUUUUGAGCUGUAUGAUGCAGAAGUAAGCUGCAGCGCUUUAUACGAGAACUAAUUUUAUACUGUGGCUUUGCACUGACUGCAGCAUCUCUUAUUACUAAUAACAUGAACCUCUUAUUUUUUUUGACAAUAAAGAAUAUUUGCAGUAUUUUUUUUGAAUAGUCAUUCAAGAACACACCUGACCGUGCCUACACUCAGCAAAGCCACAUUAAAGUAUUGAUGAAGCAUUUCACGUGACUUUUCAGCUCAUAAUAAUAACGAUGCCACUGUAAAGUUUACUAAGCGUUAGCAGGAACGGGGGGGAGAGUACAAUCUACCAAAGACAUCUACAAAUGAGAAAAACAUGCACAAAUAGUCUAUUUUUAACACAACACUAACACUAGAAAUAAGGGCAUGAACAUCGACUGAUAGUGCUAUGCUUUAGAAUGUAUGAAAUGUUUUGUAAAAAAAAAAAAUUGUCUUUUUAUAUUAAUGAACUUCAUGGAUGUCGCCUUCUAUGUGUGUAUUUUUUUUUAUGUAACUGUCACCUUUCAU